Molecule: messenger RNA, 468 nt
Organism: Oldenlandia corymbosa var. corymbosa
Lineage: Eukaryota; Viridiplantae; Streptophyta; Magnoliopsida; Gentianales; Rubiaceae
Source: the annotation of a GenBank genome assembly
AUGUCUUCUCCAUAUCAAAAUAAUCAGUAUCAUGAUCAACACGUUAACGUUCCUGGUGAAUGGUCAUCUGGCCUCUGCGACUGCUUCUCCGAUGUCCCAAAUUGUUGCCUAACAUAUUGGUGUCCAUGCAUCACUUUUGGGCAGAUUGCAGAAAUCGUCGACCAAGGAUCAACUUCUUGUGGACCAAUUGAAGCGCUCUACACAUUUAUAAGCGUGAUAACUGGAUGUGCCUGCAUAUACUCUGGUUUCUAUCGUACCAAAAUGAGGAAGCAGUGCAAUUUACCGGAAAGCCCUUGUGGAGAUUGCCUUGCUCAUUUCUGCUGUGAUACCUGCGCUUUGUGUCAAGAACACCGCGAGCUCAAAAAUCGCGGAUUCGACAUGUCCAUCGGAUGGCAAGGGAAUAUGGAGAAGCAGGCAAGAGGAGUGGCAAUUGCUCCAGUUUCUCAUCAAGGAGGAAUGCAACGUUAA